ACAUGAAAUUUUCCAUUUUAUUCAUCACAUUAUUAGCCAUUUGGCGCACGAAUGCCAUUCCCGUCGAAAGCAAAGAAGUGGCAGAAAAUAGCAAAGAGGUUGUCGAUGAUAAAGACAUUGAUGAAAAUCUUGAUGUCGAGUCAUUAGUUGAAUGGGAUAUACCGGUCGAUGCCAUCAACUUUGAUCUUAUUAGCGAUAGAGUCCUCGAAACCGAUGAGUUGAAUGAAAAAUUUUUCGAAGAAAAGAACGGAACGGAUGUCGAUGAUGUCAUACACAUUGAUGAACAUGACUUCAGAGAGGCACCAGUGGAGGGCCCACCACUUGACCAAAGUGAACAACCAGUACUGCAGUCACUUCCAGGUGUUGCCGAAAUUAAUUUAACGCAAAAUCUGACGGGUUAUGCACAGUUCGACACCGAAGACGAGGCUAAGGAGGUGGAGGGUGCGAACCGGGAGAUUCGUAUAGAACUCAGUGAUUUACUUUCACCCGAAGAACUUGAUUGGUCUAAACCACAGGUGGGCGCACCCGAACAUCACGAUGAAUAUCAACCGUCACAUGUCGUCCAGUUCCCACACGAAGCUCUGAUAGAAAACAUACAACUCUUUCCAGUGGAAGACGUCGAGAAAAAAACUGACGAAACGCUAACAACCAAUGAAGUCAACACUGGAAACGUUGUUAAACAUUAA
This is a messenger RNA of Oppia nitens, 686 nucleotides long. RefSeq lists its product as uncharacterized. The coding region runs from base 3 to 686 and encodes 227 amino acids. The record is from RefSeq and is a predicted model, not a curated record. Lineage: Eukaryota; Metazoa; Arthropoda; Arachnida; Sarcoptiformes; Oppiidae. The transcript is spliced from 2 exons.